AUGGCAGAAAAUACCAGACUCAGAGAUCUCACCACUCAAAUCCAGGCCCAUGACCAACAAUUCUCUCAUCUGGAGCGAUCAUUAGACCACCGUCAGGAAACUUUUGAGUUAUUACAAACUCAAAGACUUGGUGAAUCUAAUAGACAACUACAGGAGAUGUUCUGUUUACUGCAAAAUAUGCAGCAACAGAUGACGACAUUCACCACAAACCCCCAGGCAGGUAUACUGGGAGCCAACCCUACGCGUCCACCACAACCAGUCCGUUCCAUGAAAAUUGACUUUCCCAGAUUUGGAUCUGGAGACCCCGGACCUUGGCUAUUCGCAGUUAAUAGGUAUUUCAGAUAUUACCAAAUUCUGGAUCAUGACAGAUUAGAUCUAGUAUCUUUUAAUUUGGAUAUGCCUGUUUCUUGUUGGUUUGAGGCACCUUUUGCUCAUGGCCAAAUUCCAGAUUGGCAAGCUUUUGUCAUUGCUAUUAACCAGAGAUUUGGACCAUCAGAAUUUGAAGACCCACUUGGAUCUUUGGUCAAAUUGCAGCAAUCUGGAUCAGUUGUGGAAUUUCAAACAGCUUUUGAACUGGUAGCUCGUAGAGCUCCAGAUCUGACCCCUGUCAUGCAUAAAAGCCUGUUUAUAGCUGGUUUGAAACCCCAGAUCCACAGAGCAGUAGUGGUUCACCGCCCAACUGAUUGUACUUUAGCUUUUGCCUUUGCUAAGAUUUAUGAGGAUCAGUUCGCAGAAACUCGUUUCUCUAAACCAUGGUCUCAACGUUCCAAUAACCCUCUACAACCAAUUGCAGCCUCACCCAUUACUACCAUUUCCCCAUUCAGUUCAUUUAAACCAAAUUCAUCAUUACCACCCAUACCCAUUAAGCGUUUGUCAGCAGAAGAACGGCAAGCUCGUCGUGACAAAAAUUUGUGCUAUAACUGUGAUGAAACAUCUGUAUGUGGUCAUAAAUGUAAAGGCCGAGCCACACUGCUGUAUCUUGAUGGCUCAGAUGAUGACCCACCUGAUAUACCACCAGCCCAAGACUACACACCUGAACAAAAUGUUGAAUUAACUGAGACACCAACUCAGGAGGUUCUACAUGAAAUUAGUUUUAAUGCAUUAUUUGGUCAUCAAUCCUCGAAUUCAUUUAGGAUGCAAGGUACAAUUCAUGGGCAAUCAGUACAACUAUUGGUGGAUGGAGGUAGUACUCACAAUUUUAUCACCUCUCGUAUGGCCUCACAUUUAAAUUUAAUUUUACAUGCUGUCCCUCCUUUUAAAGUCAGGGUAGGAAAUGGAGAUGCCUUAUUAUGUCCUGCUUUGUGUAAUAUUGUUCCUAUUGUUAUUCAAUCGCAUUUGUUCAACAUUUAUGUUUUUGUGAUUGAGUUAAAAUGUGCUGAUCUUGUUUUGGGGGUGCAAUGGUUGGCAACGCUGGGUCCCAUUGUUAUAGAUUACGCUGCACUAACAAUGUCCUUUAAUCACAACAAUACACAGGUAUCGCUUCAAGGUGAAGUUUCUACUCAACCACAUCACAUCAGCUUGUCCCAAUUGCACAAACUCAUGCUCCAGGAUUCAAUUUCCUCAUGUCUGAUGUGUUUUUCAACUCAGUGGGAUGACAAAGAUCCUGACGCUGACAAAACAGAACAAAUUCCAGGCUUGGAUCACCUACUUUAG
Messenger RNA from Gastrolobium bilobum, 1653 nucleotides. RefSeq lists its product as uncharacterized. Bases 1 to 1653 code for a protein of 550 amino acids. The transcript has a single exon. NCBI's taxonomy places the organism in Eukaryota, Viridiplantae, Streptophyta, Magnoliopsida, Fabales, Fabaceae. The record is from RefSeq and is a predicted model, not a curated record.